Molecule: messenger RNA, 1107 nt
Organism: Schistocerca americana (American grasshopper)
Lineage: Eukaryota; Metazoa; Arthropoda; Insecta; Orthoptera; Acrididae
Product: translation initiation factor IF-2-like
Exons: 7
Coding region: 1-1107 (368 amino acids)
Source: RefSeq, a predicted model, not a curated record
AUGGAAGAAGAGGAGCACACGACGCAGUGGGCGUUGUUCUUCCCGCUGCAGGCGGGCAUGUCUGCCUUCAAGUCGUCGCUGCCCCCGUCGCCAGACCUACCCGCUCUGGACAAGCUGUCGCCGGCGCUGGCCAGGCUGCGCCCGGGGGCGGCGUCGGCAACCGGAUCGGCGCCCCACUCGCCGGGAGGCAGCAUCGGCGACCUGAUGAACCUCAAGUGCUUCGGCGGCACGCCCACGGGCGGCGAGGCCACGGUGUCGCGCGGCGUGCCGCUGUCCACGCUGGGCAACGCCGCUCCCGGCGCCGCCUCCGGCCCCCGGCGCCGCGCGGCGCCGCCCCCGCCGCCCCCGCCGCCCCCGCGCAGGCCGCUGUCCUGUUCGCAGCGCACGGAGCGCCUGUCGCGUCUCAUUCGCCAGAGCCAGCGCGAGCCACGACCGGCUCCCCAGCCAGGAAUUCAGACGCUGGUUUGCUGUACACUCAAGGUGUUUGAGAAAGUCUUACGAACUGCACGUGUACAGACACAAGUGACGGGAAGGCGAGCUACUCCGGCGCCGGUGGCGAGUGCAGCGGCGCCAGUUGGCGCACGCCUCGCCGUCGGCCCCUGCGGCCUCGGCCCGGCUCGGCUGCGCCCUCCUGCACUGACGUGGCGGCGUACGUCUGACACGAGCGUGAGCGCAGCAGGGCGCCCUCCCUCACCGGGACACGCCUUGUCGCUCGCCAGCACUCGCCUCGCCAUUGCCGGCGCUCAGAGUAGCACACCGAGAGAGAGCUCACCGCAGAACCCAGAAAAUGACGAGGGCGGACAUUCUCUGCCUCGGGGCGCCGGCAGCAGCUCUUUCUCAGUUAUUCCACAGGCCGAAGGCACCGGCCCCCGGCCCCCGGCCCCCGGCCCCCGGCCCCAGGGGAGCGCUCGUCAGAGAAACUGCAGCCAGCUGAGACGGCAGAGCGCCGAGUGGCGCGCCGCCACGUGUGCCGUGACGCGGCCGCUGCGCCGGUGCGGCGGCUUUGUCGCCGGUGUGUCCCGUGUGUGCUGUGUGUGUGUGUGGGCGGCGCCUGCCAGCCCGCUGGCUUUGCCUUUGUCGCAGCCGCGGCCGCCGCCGCUGUGCUAA